AUGCGCUUCGGGAAGUUCUUACCCUUCCUGGCUCUUGGCAUCCUGGUCCUGUACCAGGCGGGACUGCUCCAGGCAACACCAUUCAGUUCUGACUCGGAGGACACCUCCAAUCCUGCUUCCCUCAAUGAGGAAGAAGACCUCCUUCUGGCCAUACUGGUGAAGGAGUUGCUGAAGAAGAUGGCCCGGGAGAAGGAGCAGGUGACAGCGGGCUCCAGCUUCACUGCCCAGAAGAGAGCCUGCAACACUGGCACCUGCUUGACCCAAAAGCUUGCAGGCUUGCUGAGCAGGUCUGGAAGUGUGGCACACAAGAACUUGCUGCCUUCUAGCAUGGUCUCCAAUGCCGCUCCCCGGAAAGCCAGGGAUCUUGAUGCGUAAGCACCUGAAGGACUCCAGGAGGAAGAUCACCAUGAAGCUGAACCCUACCUACUUCUUUAAAUUUAUCACAAA
Messenger RNA from Miniopterus natalensis, 447 nucleotides. RefSeq names its product calcitonin gene-related peptide 1-like. Gene Ontology annotation, biological process: regulation of cytosolic calcium ion concentration; adenylate cyclase-activating G protein-coupled receptor signaling pathway. Gene Ontology annotation, cellular component: extracellular region. The record is from RefSeq and is a predicted model, not a curated record. Lineage: Eukaryota; Metazoa; Chordata; Mammalia; Chiroptera; Miniopteridae. Gene Ontology annotation, molecular function: calcitonin receptor binding; hormone activity.